This is a messenger RNA of Chiloscyllium plagiosum (whitespotted bambooshark), 885 nucleotides long. Lineage: Eukaryota; Metazoa; Chordata; Chondrichthyes; Orectolobiformes; Hemiscylliidae. The record is from RefSeq and is a predicted model, not a curated record.
GCAGGAUAUAUCGAAUCUGUUUAAGCUGGUCAUUGCUGGGACAUUUUAUCAGGGGACAUUUUGAUUGGGUAGCGAAGGACAAACCCAAAAGGCUGAUUCCUGUUGACUUGGUGUAACCUUUCUCUAACGGGCUCCAGUGACUUGUCUAUUUCUUUCUUUAGCCCUAUGUCCAGUCAUCCAUGGAGAUUGGUCAUUUUGGAGAGCGCUUUCCAACACUACGAUGGAUACAGUGUGCGCGGCCGGUUGGUCAAGGGUUGCCACAACAUUUACCGCUUCAUAGAGCUGGUCCAGAGCGGAAAGGUAGUGGUGGGAGCCAUGACCUCAGACAGAAGACACUUGCCCAUGGGUGUAGUCCACGUCCUAUACAAAGUGACACAGAGGGACACCCGCACAAAGCUAGGAAACCUCAGACGACCAGUCCGACCGCCAAGCGACGCGUCAGAGGACUAUGAGCCCAAGACCCUCACGGAAGCCAACAUUUGGACCAGAGAUACUCUAUCAAUAGCUGUCAGGGAGGCUUUUCAGGAGGCGUUUAACAGGGACCCCAAGUUUCCCAGGCAAAAUGCCAGUGGCGCGGUGUCACCUGCCCCGACAGCCCCGGACGUACCUGUUCCCUCAGUCACUGCUGCAGACAUCAGACUGGCCUUCUCAAGAAUAAACCUGAGGAAAGCGACUGACCCAGAUGGAGUCCUCGGCCAUGCAGUCAGAUCCUGUGUGGACAAGUUGGCGGAAGUAUUCACUGACAAAUUUAAUCUCUCCUUGCUACAAUCUGAAGUCCCCACCUGCUUCAAGGAAACCACUAUCAUCCCAGUACCAAAGAAAAUGGGUGCACCAUGUCUCAAUGACUACAGUCUGGUGGUUCAGACCUCUGUAAUCAUGAAGUGA